This is a messenger RNA of Setaria italica (foxtail millet), 2350 nucleotides long. RefSeq names its product serine/threonine-protein kinase STY46. Gene Ontology annotation, molecular function: protein kinase activity; ATP binding. The transcript is spliced from 16 exons. Gene Ontology annotation, biological process: protein phosphorylation. Bases 203 to 2002 code for a protein of 599 amino acids. NCBI's taxonomy places the organism in Eukaryota, Viridiplantae, Streptophyta, Magnoliopsida, Poales, Poaceae. The record is from RefSeq and is a predicted model, not a curated record.
GCUGCCGGCAGGGCAGUCACCGCUGCAAAACGAAAAUCCCCCCUCUCCACAGCCGUUUCCUUCCUUCACUUUCCAAUUUCCUUUCUCCUCCUCCUCAAAAAAUCAGGCACGGUUAUUUAUUUCUCUCGCCCCUCUACGCUUUCCUAAUCCGCGAGCUGGGGGUGAGAUCGAGACCUAGAGCGGCGGGGCGGGGCUAACGCGAAUGGCGGUGGAGGAGGCCGCGGAGAGCUGUGGCAGCCACGCCGCGGCCACGGCGGCGGCCGCCGCGUCCGGCGGAGGGGCGGCGGGGCCAGCGACGUCCUCCUCGUCGGCCGCCGUGGCGGCGCAGGCGCGGAAGCAGCAGCAGCAGCAGCGCCACAAGCUCGAGGUGUACACGGAGGUGCUCCGCCGCCUCCACGAGUCUGGCCUGCCCGAGGCCCGGGCGCCCGGGUUCGACGACGAGCUCUGGAACCACUUCAACCGCCUCCCCGCCCGUUACGCCAUGGAUGUGAACGUGGAGAGGGCGGAGGACGUGCUCACGCACAGGCGGCUGCUGGAGCAGGCGAGGGAUCCGGCGCAGCGCCCGGCGUUCGCGGUGCGGGCCGUGCAGGUAUCUCCAAUUCUUGAUGGGAAUCAGACUGAUGCUGAUUCGAACACUGCAGGGGAGGAAGUUGCUUCAAGAUUGUUGAACAGGCAGCAAAGCAUACACCCUCCUCCUGCUUUCGGUUCUUCUACAAAUCUUGAGGCCCUUGCUCUUGAAGUUAGCAAGUCUCAAGGCCAAGAUCAUGACAGCACCUCUGAUAAUGGUCGAUCUCUGUACAGGCCCAUGCAUGAAAUCACCUUUUCUACCAUUGACAAGCCAAAGCUUCUCAGUGAGCUGACAUCUCUGCUUGGUGAACUUGGUCUAAACAUUCAAGAAGCACAUGCAUUUUCAACAAAUGAUGGUUACUCACUCGACGUCUUUGUUGUUGUUGGUUGGCACGAUGAGGAAACAGAGGAUUUAGUAGAAGCAGUACAGAAGGAAAUUGGCAGGAUUGAAGAGACACAAGCAUGGUCUUCAUCUCAUUCAUGGUCUACCCCCGUCGAAAAUAUGCAGAUUGCUGAGAAUCCAGCAGCUGAUCGUGUUGAGAUACCAACAGAUGGUUCUAGUGAAUGGGAAAUUGAUGUAAAACUGCUCAAAUUUGGGAAUAAAGUAGCAUCAGGAUCAUAUGGUGAUCUUUACCGGGGUACAUAUUGCAGCCAAGAUGUUGCUAUUAAAGUGCUGAAACCUGAGAGAAUAAAUGCGGACAUGCAGCGGGAAUUUGCUCAGGAAGUAUAUAUUAUGAGGAAGGUCCGUCACAAGAAUGUUGUGCAAUUUAUUGGUGCUUGCACUAAACCCCCAAAUCUAUGUAUAGUCACAGAAUAUAUGUCCGGUGGUAGUGUGUAUGAUUACCUCCAUAAACAUAAAGGUGUUUUCAAACUUCCUGCUUUAGUUGGAGUUGCAAUGGAUGUGUCAAAAGGCAUGAGCUACUUACACCAGAAUAAUAUUAUUCAUCGUGAUUUGAAAACUGCCAAUCUUCUGAUGGACGAAAAUGGGACUGUUAAAGUUGCUGAUUUUGGUGUUGCACGUGUUAAAGCUCAAUCUGGAGUUAUGACUGCAGAAACUGGUACUUACCGGUGGAUGGCCCCAGAGGUCAUAGAGCACAAACCCUAUGACCACAAGGCUGAUGUUUUCAGUUUUGGAAUUUUGUUGUGGGAACUACUCACGGGGAAGAUUCCUUAUGAGUACUUGACUCCACUACAAGCAGCUGUUGGGGUGGUGCAGAAGGGUUUACGUCCUACAAUUCCAAAACAUACACAUGCAAAGCUUUGUGAGCUUCUUCAGAAAUGCUGGCAGCAGGACCCUGCUCAAAGACCAGACUUCUCUGAAAUAUUAGAAACUCUCCAGAGAAUAUCAGAGGAGGUCGGAGAUGAGCAUGAGGGGAAGCACAAGGACAAAUUAUUGGGAGGUUUCUUUUCAGCUCUGAGGGGGCGGGGCCAUUGAGACGCUGUUGAAAUGUACAUGGUUCCAGUCCAUUUUGAAGGAUCUGAGCAACAACCAGCACCAGUUCCUCGAGCUCCAGCGCCAGUACACAGAAAUAUAGACUUGCUGCAGUUGACUAAAGUGGCAAUUUUUAGCUGCAGCUAUCGUGUACCGUCUUUCUCCUUGUUACUCCUGAGUAGCAGCAUUACAUGGUGUAACAUAGGAGAGGAUAUUUGUGGGCUGUACAUUAACAGUCUGAUUUCUCUAACAGAGUGUAAUCUUGCUGUAGAUGAAAAUAAUAAGCCAGAUCCAGGCCGUGGCAUGAUUCUUUUAAGAUCCCAUCAUUUAGUUUGUUUUAUGCGUCGGUCA